Durusdinium trenchii is the source of this 2113-nucleotide messenger RNA. The record is from the annotation of a GenBank genome assembly. NCBI's taxonomy places the organism in Eukaryota, Dinophyceae, Suessiales, Symbiodiniaceae.
AUGCCCAGCAAAGAGAAGCUCGCGAAGAAGAAUGCGUACUUUGCCAAGCUUGUGGACCUUUGCGUGAAUACUCCCAAUGCCUUGCUGGUCAGCGUGGACAACAUCUCCUCCAAACAGAUGCAGGACAUCCGCAUGGAGCUGAGAGGGAAGGCUGUGGUCUUGAUGGGCCACCUGACAGCACAGGGUGCGGGUUGGCGUGACGUGGUGGGUGCGGACGGUGCAGAGGGCAGCAAGAACACCAUGAUCCGCAAGGCGCUGGCGAACGGCCACACCGAGCACCCUGAGGCUGGUCUCGACAAGCUCCGGGCCAUCAUCCAGGGCAACCUCGGCUUCAUUUUCGCCACGCGCGGGGCCCUGGGUGGGCAGAACUGCACCACAGAUGACAUCAGAGAGGUCUUGGGAAAGCUCCUUGGCCGAGCAGUGAAGAGAUCAGUGAAGCAAGCUGCGGAGAACUCCAUCGUGGAUUGGUUCAUCCCUUCCGGACCCACUGGCAUGGACCCUUCCCAGACCUCCUUCUUCCAGGCCUUGAACAUCGGUACCAAGAUCGUGAAGGGACAGAUCGAGCUGGUCUCCGAUUUCAAGAUCUUAGCCGAGCCUCGGCUUAAGUAUCGGAGACAUGUUGGAUGUGUCUUGCCGAACCGCGUGGGCGAGCGCGUCACAGCCUCCGGUGCAGUCCUGCUCAACAAGCUGGGCAUCCGACCCUUCGAGUACAAGAUGGAGGUGAAGUAUGUCUUCCAGGAUGCCGCUGUUUUCAGCGCAGCCGUCCUGGACAUGUCUGAGGAGAUGCUCAUCCAGAAGUUCUUGGCCGGUAUCGCCAACAUGGCCGCCUUCAGCCGAGAGGUGGGCAUCCCCACGGAGGCAGGUUUGCCUCAUGCCUUCGGCAACGCCUUCCGGAACGUGGCGGCGCUGGUGGCGGACAUCGACUUCACCUUCAAGGAGGUGGAGGAUGUCAAGAAAUUCUUGGAGGACCCUGAUGCCUAUGCCGCAGCCAACCCUGUGGCGGCAGCUGCCCCGGCGGCCGGUGGCGGUGAAGCCAAGAAGGAGGAGAAGAAGGCCAUGCGAGCCGAGCUGGUUGGGAGGGAGGGAGAAAAGCUGAUGGAGUUGGUGAAGUAUCGAGAGCGCGCAGUCCUGGAGCUUCUGCAGCACAAGGGCCGAUACGUCGAGGAGGAGAUAUUCUCGAAUGCCACGAACCUGCCCGGCUUGCGGCACUCCCUGCUUAAUGUCUUAGUGGAGCGGGCGACGCCCGAAGCCUUGGAGUGGCUCUUUAGUUAUUGGCCCAUGCUCCUGGCAUUCGGGUUGCCAGUCGCCGUCACUGGAAGAGGCCUCAUCCAGGUCUUGUGCUUUGGGACUUUCUGGCUCUUGCUGCGGCCCAUGGCGACUGCUUUGCAGGUCUCCUGGCACUACCUCGAUCCGCAGGUGGCCACAGGAGCGCUCCCACGCCUUGGCUGCUCGCCGGAGGCCAUGGUCCUGGCGGCGCACUUCUACUGGUCGUGGGGCCUCUUUGAGUUGGUCAUCCGCCAGAGGCCCCUGGCAGAGAGGCUGGCUGCUAGCAUGGCGCUCGCGGCACUUUGCUGGCCUGUGCCGAUGGCGCAGGUGCAUUUGGGCAACUUGUCUGGGCUGCACGCUGGCAGCUGCGCGCUGCUGGGGGAUCUUCUAGGUGUUCUGUUCUUUCGGUUCCUGCGGCGAGCGCCCUGUUGGGAUCUGAUCCAGGCCCUCCAUGCCCAGAAGGGCAGCUGGUGCUAUGACAACCUCACCACCUUCUGGGAUGGCUGUACAUGGCGCCUCCCUGUCGCUGGAGGGCGUCCCCAAGAGUGUCCCUUGAGGCCUACAGGGACAGUAUCAGGAUUCUCCUGCCAGGCUGAAAAACCUCCGGCCGUCGAUGAUGAGGACUUCGUGUUUUGCGUGAUGAAGAAGGCAGACCCCGCUGCCUGAAUCUGAGGCCCUUGCUGCCUGGCCUGCCAACCGCGCUGGUCUGAAGCAUGAGCCCCGCACCAAAAGGGCGAACCCCGUCGUUUCACCCAGACCCCAUGCAUUGGCCAUGGAAAAGCAGCUGCAUUGAUGACAGUCUGUCUUCCAUGUCAAGCCAUAGGUGGUAUGCGAAAGCGGUUUUUGC